AUGGAUCCACCAACGCCUAAACCGCGCUGGCUCAAUCCCCGACCUUCCAGCAUCUUCACACGCAUCACAACCUCUUUACAACCCUUCGCGCAAUAUCUCAGGCACAUUUUCCGUCCGAGAUUAACGUGGCGAUAUGUCGCGUGUUCUGUUAUCGGCGUCUACGUGCUUUACUGCUUUGUAACAUGGCAGCCGUUCUUCUCGUCGCGAUUACCGGCUUAUUCGGGUCCCCAUGACGUAGGGGCCGUUGAUCUGGAGAUUCCGCUUGAGAAACCGAAGCGUUUGUCUGAGACGCUGCUGAAGAGCACGAAGAAGCCGGCGUUUGAGGUUGAGAGUGUGCUGUUUACCGUGUAUUACCCUGCUGUUAAGGGCACCAGGUCAAAGGGUGCGCUACAUUCUUGGGUGCCGAAACCGCUGAGUCUUACAGCGGAGGGAUAUGCGCGCGCCGCGGGGGUGAACAACUUCAUCAUCCGACCCAUCUUCACAUUUGCGCUGUGGGUUCUCGUGGGCAGUAUCACGAUUCCCGCCAAAGUAGACGUCCCGCUCUUAGGAUCUGACGGGGAGAAGUUUCCAGUCAUGGUGUUUUCGCACGGGUCUGUGAGUUCGAGAACGGACUACACGCAUUAUCUCGGUGAACUCGCCAGUCGGGGUCACGUCAUCGCUGCGCUUGAACAUCGCGAUGGAAGUUGUCCCGGUAGUAUGGUCCAGAUCAAGAACAAGAAGGACAGGCCUGUGUUCCUCUUGAAGGAAAGCGAUCUCAUUUCCGAGCCGCCUAUGAACGAUACGUUGCUCAAGAAAGAGCAGCUUGCGUUUCGCACGGAGGAGAUCAUGCAGGCUAUUCGAGUCCUGAAGGAUGUCAAUGACGGUAAGGGCAAGGAUAUCUUCGCCUCGAGCUCCCGUGGCGAAGGCAGCACAUUGGAUGGAUGGAAGGAUCGGUUGGACUUCAAGCAUCUAACCAUCAACGGCCAUUCUUACGGCGCAACAGGCGCUCUCCAGGCCCUCAAAACAGCCAACACCACCGCUGCAAAUCCCGCCAUCGGCGGCAUCGCUCUCGACCCUGGCAAAUCCAGCGGUCAACUCAACACCAACAUCCCCGUGCCUCUCCUCGUCGUACACUCCAACUCCUGGUCCAAAACCCACAGUAUCUUCUUCGGCCGUCCUCACUUCGACACAGUUCUCGAGCUCGUCCGUGGCGUGCGCGACAAAGUCGGUUCAGCAUGGUUUCUCACCAGCAUUGGAACAGCCCAUCCCAGUGUGACCGAUGCACCCCUUCUACAGCCUUUACUGCUCAACUUUGCAACUGGCGCUACGGCGGAUGUGAAGAAGGCGUUGGGGGAGUAUGUCAAAGUCACGAUGGACUUUUUGGAGUUUACAAAGACGAACAAAGAGAAUGGCGUGCUGGAUGAGGCGGUUACGCAUGAGAAGUACGGGGAGUGGGUUAGCAAGGAGAGGGAGAAGAGUUUUCCUAAGGAAUAUGCCAAGUAUUGGGAGGUCCACGUCUGUCCACUCGAUCAGGAUAAGUAG
Fusarium fujikuroi IMI 58289 is the source of this 1521-nucleotide messenger RNA. Its product is annotated as related to acetylhydrolase. Gene Ontology annotation, molecular function: 1-alkyl-2-acetylglycerophosphocholine esterase activity. The transcript has a single exon. The record is from RefSeq and is a predicted model, not a curated record. Bases 1 to 1521 code for a protein of 506 amino acids. NCBI's taxonomy places the organism in Eukaryota, Fungi, Ascomycota, Sordariomycetes, Hypocreales, Nectriaceae.